AAGAUGGCGGGCGGCGGGGGCCGGCUUCCGCUUCCGGUGUGAGCAGCCGGGCCGGGGGGGCAAAAUGGCGGCGGCAGUAAGGAUCCGCGGCCGGUGCGAGCUGCCGCCGUGCUCCGGCCCAGGCUGGCUCCUCAGCCUUUCCGCCUUGCUGAGCGUGGCGGCUCGAGGGGCCCUCGCCACCACGCACUGGGUCGUCACGGAGGACGGGAAGAUCCAGCAGCAGGUGGAUUCACCAAUGAACUUGAAGCAUCCCCAUGACUUAGUCAUAUUAAUGAGACAAGAAACAACAGUUAACUACCUCAAAGAAUUGGAGAAGCAAUUAGUUGCUCAAAAAAUUCAUAUAGAAGAGAAUGAGGACAGAGAUACAGGACUGGAACAGAGACAUAAUAAAGAAGAUCCAGACUGCAUCAAAGCCAAAGUGCCCUUAGGGGACCUGGAUCUGUAUGAUGGCACAUACAUAACUUUGGAAAGCAAAGACAUCAGCCCUGAAGAUUAUAUAGACACAGAAUCUCCUGUCCCUCCGGACCCUGAGCAACCUGAUUGUACCAAAAUUCUAGAACUUCCAUAUAGUAUACAUGCUUUUCAACACCUGCGAGGUGUACAAGAGAGAGUUAAUCUUUCUGCACCUCUAUUACCUAAAGAAGAUCCAGUCUUCACAUAUUUAUCUAAACGACUAGGAAGAAAUAUAGAUGAUAUAGGUCACCUCAUUCAUGAAGGCCUGCAGAAGAAUUCUUCCUCAUGGGUACUGUAUAACAUGGCUUCAUUUUAUUGGAGAAUAAAGAAUGAGCCGUAUCAAGUAGUGGAAUGUGCCAUGCGAGCACUUCACUUCUCUUCCAGGCACAAUAAAGACAUUGCCCUGGUCAACUUGGCAAAUGUUCUGCACAGAGCACACUUCUCUGCAGAUGCUGCUGUUGUGGUCCAUGCAGCUCUGGAUGACAGUGACUUCUUCACCAGCUAUUACACUUUGGGAAAUAUAUAUGCAAUGCUGGGGGAGUAUAACCACUCAGUGCUCUGUUAUGACCAUGCUUUGCAGGCCAAACCUGGGUUUGAGCAAGCUAUAAAGAGGAAGCAUGCUGUCCUUUGUCAGCAAAAACUCGAGCAGAAAUUGGAAGCCCAACAUAGAUCCCUCCAGCGAACACUGAAUGAGUUGAAAGAAUAUCAAAAACAGCAUGACCACUACCUGAGACAGCAGGAGAUCCUAGAAAAACAUAAGCUGAUUCAGGAGGAGCAAAUCUUAAGAAAUAUCAUCCAUGAGACACAGAUGGCAAAAGAGGCACAGUUAGGAAAUCAUCAGAUAUGCCGUCUAGUCAACCAGCAGCAUAGUUUACAUUGCCAGUGGGACCAACCUGUGCGCUACCAUCGUGGAGAUAUUUUUGAAAAUGUGGACUAUGUUCAGUUUGGUGAGGAUUCAUCAACCUCCAGUAUGAUGUCUGUGAAUUUUGAUGUUCAGGCAAAUCAGAGUGAUAUCAGUGAUUUGGUCAAGUCUUCUCCCGUAGCCCAUUCCAUUCUCUGGAUCUGGGGCAGGGAUUCUGAUGCAUAUAGGGACAAACAGCAUAUUCUUUGGCCUAAAAGAGCAAAUUGUGCAGAAAGCUAUCCUAGAGUCCCUCUUGGCGGGGAAUUGCCAACGUAUUUUCUGCCUCCGGAAAACAAAGGACUCAGGAUCCACGAACUCAACAGUGAUGAUUAUUCUUCAGAAGAAGAGGCCCAAACCCCUGACUGUUCCAUAACUGACUUCAGAAAAAGCCAGACUCUGUCCUACUUAGUCAAAGAAUUAGAGGUCCGCAUGGAUCUGAAAGCCAAAAUGCCAGAUGACCAUGCACGAAAAAUUUUGCUUUCCCGUAUUAAUAACUAUACUAUCCCAGAAGAAGAAAUUGGGUCAUUCUUAUUUCACGCUAUUAAUAAGCCAAAUGCCCCCGUCUGGCUGAUACUCAAUGAAGCUGGACUCUAUUGGAGGGCAGUAGGAAACAGCACUUUUGCUAUUGCUUGUCUUCAGAGGGCUUUGAAUUUGGCUCCACUUCAAUACCAGGACAUUCCUCUUGUGAAUUUGGCCAACCUUUUGAUUCACUAUGGUCUCCAUCUUGAUGCCACUAAGCUGCUGCUUCAAGCUUUGGCCAUCAAUAGCUCUGAGCCCCUGACCUUUUUGAGCCUGGGAAAUGCUUAUCUUGCUCUGAAGAAUAUCAGUGGGGCACUUGAGGCCUUUAGACAGGCUUUGAAAUUAACUACCAAAUGCCCAGAAUGUGAAAACAGCCUGAAAUUGAUACGCUGUAUGCAGUUUUAUCCUUUUCUAUACAACAUCACCUCUUCUGUUUGCAGUGGUAAUUGUCAUGAGAAAACCCUGGACAACAGCCAUGACAAACAGAAAUAUUUUGACAACUCACAGUCACUGGAUGCUGCCGAAGAAGAGCCCUCUGAGACAGGAACAGAGGAGGAGCCUGUACUCUCUGUUGAGAAUUCAGGGAGGGAUUCAGAUGCCCUUAGACUUGAAAGUACAGUGGUUGAGGAGAGCAAUGGUUCUGAGGAGAUGGAGAAUUCAGAUGAAACAAAAAUGUCUGAAGAGAUACUGGCUUUGGUGGACGAAUUUCAACAGGCAUGGCCCCUGGAAGGCUUUGGGGGAGCCCUGGAGAUGAAAGGGCGGCGUCUGGACUUGCAGGGGAUACGAGUGCUGAAGAAGGGUCCCCAGGACGGAGUGGCCAGAAGCUCUUGCUACGGAGACUGCAGAAGUGAAGAUGAUGAAGCCACAGAAUGGAUCACAUUCCAGGUCAAACGUGUCAAGAAACCCAAAGGAGAUCAUAAGAAAACUCCUGGGAAAAAGGUAGAACAGAAUCAAGCAGAAAAUGUACAGCGUUACCAAGCGAACCUGGAGAUCACUGGCCCAAAGGUGGCAUCUCCUGGGCCACAAGGAAAAAAGCGUGACUACCAGAGUCUGGGAUGGCCCAGCCCAGACGAGUGCCUCAAACUCCGCUGGGUAGAGCUGACUGCCAUCGUGAGUACCUGGCUUGCAGUUUCUUCAAAAAACAUUGACAUCACAGAACACAUUGACUUUGCCACUCCAAUACAGCAGCCAGCGAUGGAGCCUCUUUGCAACGGCAAUCUCCCCACGAGCAUGCACACCCUGGACCACUUGCACGGGGUCUCCAACCGGGCCAGCCUUCACUACACGGGUGAGAGUCAGUUAACAGAGGUACUGCAGAAUCUUGGCAAAGACCAAUAUCCACAGCAGUCACUCGAACAAAUUGGCACGCGAAUUGCCAAAGUUUUGGAAAAGGUAAGCCUGCCCCUUCUCCAGCCUCCAACAGUGAUUUCCUCUGUGCUUUUCCAGCCUCCGUUAAGUCUCACUGAUGCUCAGCAGUUGUAUUCAACCCAGUCCUAGAACACCACAGGUUCUAAGUUUCUGUUACGGCAGCACUCCAUUCUGAAUACCAAACAGUAUUUCAGUUAUCCACUUCUGCCUCAGAAACCAGCCCAGAAUUUACUGGCUUCCGACAAAACCGUUAUGUGCUCAAGAUUGUGCAGUCUGAGCUAGACUCAGCUGGGCAUUUCUUCUGGUCUCACUUGGAGUCGCUCAUGCUACUGCAGACAUGUAGAGACUCGCCUGGGCCUGGCCACCAAAGAAGCUUUCACUCGCAUGUCUGAUGCGUCCACUGGAGUGGCUGGGAUAGCUGGGGCACAGCUGGGAAGCUCUGUCUCGGGAGUCUCUCCGGCAGGGUAGCUGGCCCUUUCUCCGUGGUGGCUCGGGGCUCCACAAGGGGGAAAACAGAAGCACGCCGGCCUCUGAGCGCCUUUGCGAGCCUAUGCGUAGCAGAACUGCAGUGGCAUCACUCUGUCCAAGCGAGUGCCAGCGCGCCUGCUCAAAGCCAAAGGCAGGGGAAACGUCCUGCAUUUGCUAGUCAUGACAGAGAAUACAUGGCCCAUCUUUAACGCGCCGUGGGUCCCUCCAGAGGAGCAGCGGGACUGACAGCAUCUCAACAGAGAUGGUAGAAACCAGAGGCCAGUGUAACAACAUCUUUCAAGCUGGAAGAAAAAAGCUGCAAGCCUAGAAUUUUAUACCAGCAAACAUGUCCUUCAAAUAUUAAGGUGAAAUAAAGAUGAGUUCAAAGAAACGAAAAUUCAGACAAUCUGGCACCAGUGGGCCUGCACUGAAAUAAUAAUUAAAGAAAGUUCUCAGGAAAAUAUCCCAGAUGGAAAUAUUGACAUGCAGGAGGGACUGAGGAACGCCGGGAAGACAAAUGUGAAUGAACGGUAGCUGUACAAAAUCAUACCUGCAGGACCCUGAGGCGCCGCACUUUUACGUUAUCACUAAAAUCCACGGUAACAAUAACAGAUGAUGAGAGGGAAGUAAAUGGAGUUUAAAAGUUUUAAGGUUUAACUGGUAUCAGCCAAGUACUAAAGUAAUAAUUUGCAUGGGACUGUGAUAAGUAAAAAUACAGUUUUAAGCUCUAGGCUAACUACUAACAAUGGUUUUAAAAUGUAAUUUAACAGAAGGAAAAUGGAAUAAUAUAAAACAUUUGAUUAAUCUGAAGAAAGUCAGGAAAGGAAAAGGCACAUAAAAAUAAAACACAAAUGGUAAAAUAGGAAGUAUAGAUCCCAAGCAUAUCAGUAGUUAGGUAAAAAAAGUUAUAUAAUUUAUGCAUUUAGUAUAGAAUGGAUUUUUUAAAUUCAACUAUAUGCUGCUUAUAAGAGAAACACUUUAAAUAUCAGGCACAGAAGUAUUGAAAGUAUGAAGACGGAAAAUAAUAUACCAUGCAAACAAUAAAAAAAAGGUGAUAGAGCGAUACUCUCAUCAGAAAAAAUAGACUUUGGGGCACCUGGGUG
Molecule: messenger RNA, 4812 nt
Organism: Leptonychotes weddellii (Weddell seal)
Lineage: Eukaryota; Metazoa; Chordata; Mammalia; Carnivora; Phocidae
Gene: TTC17
Product: tetratricopeptide repeat domain 17
Biological process (GO): actin filament polymerization; cilium organization
Cellular component (GO): actin cytoskeleton; cytoplasm
Molecular function (GO): protein binding
Source: RefSeq, a predicted model, not a curated record